CGCACAGCUUCUGACGUCUACUCUAAUCAGUCACUUAAUAUCCUCAGAUUUCUUCCACGGUACCAGUGGAAGAAUAUUUCCAAUUUCUUUCGAUUAAAACUUCUAAAUUGCCAGUGAAACUUUAAGAAACCAAAAUGGUGCUGACGGCGGACGUUAACUUGCCCGAAGAGUCCGAUUUGACCGUCCCUGAGGUCAAUCUAUCUAUGGCCAGUUUGAGGGCUGGUUCAUUCCACCUCGGGAAAUACUGCGAGCAAGCUAAUAAUGAGUUCAUGCUCUGCCGGUUCGAGGAGAAGGACCCUCGCAAGUGCAUCAACGAGGGCAAGGCGGUGACCGCUUGCACCAUGGAGUUCUUCCGCAAGGUGAAGAGCGCUUGCAUGAGUGAGUUCAACCAGUAUGCCAACUGCAUCGACAAGAGCUCCGGUGACUUCAGCUUCGAGAACUGCCGCACCACGCAGGGCGUGAUGGACAAGUGUAUGCUGGACAAGCUCAACCUGGAGCGCCCGGCCUUCGGGUACUUCACCGAGGCGCGAGUGCACCACACCAAGAGGCCUAAACCGAAGGAGGAGCCCGCCCUGGUGUUCCCGGACGCGACGCCCGCGCUGCCCGACGACGCGGAGCGCAAACCUGCCCGCAUGGGCUCUCGCUUCUACUGGAUGACCGAGUAA
This is a messenger RNA of Cydia amplana, 665 nucleotides long. It is a transcript of the gene ND-19, whose product is annotated as NADH dehydrogenase [ubiquinone] 1 alpha subcomplex subunit 8. Gene Ontology annotation, biological process: mitochondrial electron transport, NADH to ubiquinone. Lineage: Eukaryota; Metazoa; Arthropoda; Insecta; Lepidoptera; Tortricidae. Bases 135 to 665 code for a protein of 176 amino acids. The transcript has 5 exons. The record is from RefSeq and is a predicted model, not a curated record.